Lodderomyces margitis is the source of this 984-nucleotide messenger RNA. RefSeq names its product exosome non-catalytic core subunit. Gene Ontology annotation, biological process: exonucleolytic trimming to generate mature 3'-end of 5.8S rRNA from tricistronic rRNA transcript (SSU-rRNA, 5.8S rRNA, LSU-rRNA); nuclear polyadenylation-dependent mRNA catabolic process; nuclear polyadenylation-dependent rRNA catabolic process. Gene Ontology annotation, cellular component: cytoplasmic exosome (RNase complex); nuclear exosome (RNase complex). The transcript has a single exon. Bases 1 to 984 code for a protein of 327 amino acids. Lineage: Eukaryota; Fungi; Ascomycota; Pichiomycetes; Serinales; Debaryomycetaceae. The record is from RefSeq and is a predicted model, not a curated record.
AUGUCACGUACGUCAGAGAUAACCACCAACCAACGGAACUUCCUCCAUCAUGCAUUGAAAAACCAAUUACGAUUGAACUCACCCACCAAUAGAUCCUUUUUUUCACAUCGCCCCAUAUCCAUCCGCUUAUCACUGGAGGAAUACGGAUAUGUCGAAGUGAGCUGGGGCCAGACCAAACUAAGCGUACGAGUCUCAGCCCAAAUCGUCAAACCAUAUGCUGAUCGCCCCUUUGAAGGCAUCUUCACCAUCAAUAGUGAGAUUUCACCCCAAGCCAGUUUGAAAUUCGACACGACACGCGCCCAGCAACAAGAUGAAAUUUUGGUGUCGCGGAUAUUGGAAAAGGCGAUACGUCGAUCCAAUGCUGUUGAUUUGGAAAGUUUGUGUAUUGUGGCGGGAGAUAAAGUUUGGGAACUUGUUGUUGAUUUGAAUUUUUGGAAUUAUGAUGGGAAUUUAAUUGAUGUUGGAUGUUUUGCUACGAUGUUGGCUCUUUUACAUUUUCGUAAACCUGAUAUUUCGAUAAAUGGUGAUGCCAUUGUUGUUCAUGAUGAAAGUGAGCGACAACCGGUUAGUCUAAGUGUUUUGCAUAUACCUAUAUGUCUAACAUUUUCAUUUUACAAUUUGUCAUCGCAAGAAAUGAACAUCAAGGGGGGAGGAGCAUCAGCAGGAGGAAGAGAUGAUUCGGGUGUAUAUCAUGAAGGAGAUGAGAAUGAAGAUGAAAUAUGUUUAUUUGACGCUGAUGCAUUGGAGGAAAGUUUAAGACAGGGGAGUUUAACCAUAACAUUGAACAAGAAUCGAGAGAUUAUACAAUUGAGUAAAAAUGGUGGUGUUCCCAUUGACGCUCAACAAUUGUUGAAUUUGUGUUUUGAGUCAGUGAAAAUUGUCGAUGAGUUGACCGAGUUGAUCAAGGUUGAAAUUAAACAACAUGAAGAAAUGAGAUAUAAGAAGGAAAAUUUCAAGUUGUUGGAAUCAAGUGCAAAUAGAUAA